CAGAUAAAUGAUUUUUGUCUUUAAAUGGAAGAUUCUGAAAAUACAUUCAUUCUUUGAAGGCACACGAAAGGAAUCAUCACCUCUCACGCCAUCGUUUGUUGCCAUUGCCGUCGUGUCCCUUAUAAAAUCUAUUAUAUUCUUCAAUAUUCUGUCGUUAAUAUACUAUACAGAUCCCCACUCCUCUGCUUUCAUCUUUCAAUAUCACUGCAAAUGACUUAGUUGCCCCUUUUCUUUAUCCUUUCUUUCUUUCCCCCUCUGCAUACGUUAGUUGCUGGUCUGGAACCGGUGAAACCAAAGCAAUUUCUCCGUGGGUAUCGAAGAAAAUUUUAUAUUGAAAUUUAGAUUUCAGAUAUUUUGCAGGGCUCCAUAUGGGUUUGUCUGAAUUCUAGUAUUGGGACUCCAAACUUCAUUUUUUUUUCUUUUUCAUUUUUAAGUUAAUGGGCGUAUUUUUAGUUGGGUUUCUGUGAGGGUUUUGAUUUCUUUUGUAGGUUUUAAACACGGGAAAGAUACUUUGACAGAUUAAUUUUUGGCCCAAAAAAAAUUGUUUUUUGCAUUCAGAUUAUGCUACUUACCUUCAACAUUUACUAAUUUACUUUUUUUAUAAAAAUUAAGUGAGUUUAUAGUUUGUGAGGAAAAAUGUCUGGUGGGACGCCAGUUAGUGGUGGAUAUAUGAGGCAAAGGCAUAGUCCGGGUUAUGCAUCGAGUGGUGAUGACCUUGAAGAUGAUGCGUGCUCCAGGCUCCAGCCUUUCUCGCCUCCAGCUAGUCGACCCAGGACUUGGCUUGAGGUUUUGGAGAAUGUCCUUUGGAUUGCUUCAUCUCUUUUCAUUAUUUACUAUGGUGAUCGCCAUUCCAAUUUCAUCUAUCUUUUAUGGCACGAUGACAGAAUUAGAAGAUUGCCCCUCUACCUUGGACUGUUGUGUUUUGGAUUGAAUAUUGCCUUCUUCUUUUAUUCAAGUAUGUUAGUAUGGAGCAUCAGGAGAUUUGAUGAGAAAUGGGAAUUGUUCAGUAUGUCUGCUUUGCCAUUUGUUACUCUGCUUGGCCUUGUCUCUUUUUGCCUGAUGUCUUUUGCUUUAUGGCCAAUUUGGAGUUUCUUGACCCUCCCGCUCUUGUUCACUUUGUUUAUGGCUUGCAUGGUUAUAUUCCCACAUUCCAUGAUUGGAACAUUCAGACCACAAAAUGAUAUGUUCCGGAUAGAUUAGAGUUCUGAGAUGAUACAAGAAAUGAUACUGACUUAGAUGAACAGACUUUAUCAUAAAUAUGGAUGGUUGAUGGUACUGGUUAUAUGCAUAUUAAAGUCACUGCCCCUGGUUAUGCAUACAGGCCAGUUGUUGCCAUAUCCUAUUACUGCUGAUGACAAUGAAGCUGAUUGUCGUUUAAUCAGUCAGUAUUUAUACAUCUUACCGUGAUGAUACACAUGUGAGUAGGUGUGACCUCAGAAUUUUAUCACAACAGGUCAAUUUUUUCUGAGUCUUUUCUUUGAUAGUGGGAGUUCUAGCAGGGCUCAUUUGAUAGUAGAAAUAUUGUGAUUUUUGGAUGACAUUCUUUGGUAUUUGCUCUACACUUAGUCAUACAAUGUUUUCUAUCUGGUAAAUUGGAAAUAGUUUGUCUUUGGAACA
Messenger RNA from Mangifera indica (mango), 1617 nucleotides. Its product is annotated as transmembrane protein 128-like. The transcript is spliced from 4 exons. NCBI's taxonomy places the organism in Eukaryota, Viridiplantae, Streptophyta, Magnoliopsida, Sapindales, Anacardiaceae. Bases 637 to 1200 code for a protein of 187 amino acids. The record is from RefSeq and is a predicted model, not a curated record.